AUGCGUACUGGCGUCCAUGGAGGCGGGGCCUCAGCGCAUUGGGUCGCUGGUGUGUGCCUGAGAGGGAAGGUGUCCGCCAGUGAUGGAGCGCGCAUGCGUGUGGUCAUCCUUGGGGGCGUGGCUUCGUGUACCCGGGAGCCCGAUGAGGGGAGGCUGAGCAGGCGCCUGAGGCUUCGGCUGUCUUCCCAAGGCUUUGUGAGUAAGAAAGUGUUUGCCAUUUCAAUGAUGAGUGACAUUCUGAGAUGUGGCCAUCGACUUCUCCCAGGAAGAGUGGGGAUUCCUGAACCCUGCGCAGAGAGAACUGUAUACAGCGGUGAUGAUGGAGAACUAUCAGAACCUGUGUGGGAAAUCCUUCAGGCACCACCCAACUCUAUUCAACAUCAGAGAAUCCACACAGGAGAGAGACCCUAUAAAUGUACCGAGUGUAGUAAAACCUUCAAUCAGAGGGCACAACUUAACCAGCAUGAGAGAACUCACACGGGUGAGAAACCUUACGAAUGUAAAGAAUAGGAAGAACUUAGUCAGGUGACUCAUCUUACUCAGCACCAGAGUAUGCAUACCAGAGAAAAAUUCCAUGAAUGCAGUGAGUGUGGAAAGGCCUUCAGCUCUUUCUCAGCCUUCAUUGACCACCAGAGAAUUCAUCGUGGAGAAAAACCCUGUGAAUGUAAGGACUAUGGCAGAACCUUCACUCGGAGUGCACAGCUCAUUCGACAUCAGAAAAUCCAUUCUGGAGAAAAACUCUACGAGUGCAGUAAGUGUAAGAAAUCCUUCAUACAUCUCUCUUCCCUGAUUGAGCAUCAGAGAACUCACACUGGAGAAAAACCCUAUCAUUGUGAGGACUGCAAAAAGACCUUCUGCCGUGUGGUGCAGCUCACUCCACACGGGAGAAUUCAUACUGGUGAGAAACCCUACGAAUGUCAGGGAUGUGGAAAAGCCUUUACCUGUCGGUCCCAUUUCGUUAUUCACAGGAGGAGUCACACAGGAGAAAGGCCCUACGAAUGUCACAUUUGUGGGAAAAUCUUCAGUAACCACUCUUCGCUUGUGAUGCACGAUAGGACACACAGUGGCAUGAAACCCUUUGGAUACCAUGCAUGUGGGAAGGCCUUUAAUACUUGGUCAUCACUUUGUCAACAUAAGAGAAUUCACACUGGUGAAAAGCCCUUGGAUUGCCUCACGUGUGGGAUGGCCUUCAGAUGCAGGUCUCACCUCACUCAACACUGGCGAAUUCAUAUUGGAGGAUAUUCACCAAAGCCAACAAGACUUGAAAAUGUUUAUAUUCUCAUUGUUUAA
Messenger RNA from Ceratotherium simum simum (southern white rhinoceros), 1290 nucleotides. The record is from RefSeq and is a predicted model, not a curated record. NCBI's taxonomy places the organism in Eukaryota, Metazoa, Chordata, Mammalia, Perissodactyla, Rhinocerotidae.